This is a messenger RNA of Polyodon spathula (Mississippi paddlefish), 1092 nucleotides long. Its product is annotated as claudin-7-B-like. Gene Ontology annotation, molecular function: structural molecule activity. The transcript is spliced from 4 exons. NCBI's taxonomy places the organism in Eukaryota, Metazoa, Chordata, Actinopteri, Acipenseriformes, Polyodontidae. Gene Ontology annotation, biological process: bicellular tight junction assembly; cell adhesion. Gene Ontology annotation, cellular component: bicellular tight junction; plasma membrane. The coding region runs from base 366 to 1001 and encodes 211 amino acids. The record is from RefSeq and is a predicted model, not a curated record.
CUAAUUCAUUCAGGGUGGGGUUCGGACAGGUGUGGAAAGGACCGCGGUUUAUAAGUUGUUGCGUUUGAGAGAGAGAGACAUAUUGGUUUAUUUUACGCGCUGCAGAGAAAAAGGGAAACCUAACCAGAACAACUGGUUGUAUUAUUAGAACACUACUAAAGAGGGAAGCGUUCCUCGAAAAAGUUUCUGAGCGAUUUACCUGAUAACAGGUGGGGACCGACAACACGAAGCUUCUGGGAAACAAAACAAAGAGGGGGGGGCUCCUUGCAGGAAAACAACUUAUUUUGUUAGAAGGACUUGGUUUAACAAAAAAAAAAGCGCCUAUUUCUCUUUUUUUGUUGUUUUUUUUCCGCGCUUCGUUCAAGAUGGCUAACUCGGGUUUGCAGAUUUUAGGGUUUUUCCUGGCGGUCAUCGGCUGGAUCGGACUCAUCGUGGGCACGAUUAUGCCUCAGUGGAAAAUGUCGGCUUACGUCGGGGACAAUAUUGUAACCGCCGUCGCCAUGUACCAGGGGCUGUGGAUGUCGUGUGCUUUCCAGAGCACCGGGCAGAUGCAAUGCAAAGUGUACGACUCCAUUCUUCAGCUGGACUCGGCGCUCCAGGCCACACGAGCCCUCAUGAUCGUCGGCAUCAUCCUCUCCGUGAUGGGCAUGGGCAUCAGCACCAUGGGCAUGAAAUGCACCAACUGCGGAGGAGACGACAAGGUGCGCAAGGCUCGCAUCGCCAUGGUCGGGGGGAUCGUCUUCCUCAUCGGGGGGCUGGCUGCGUUGAUUGCAUGCGCCUGGUUUGCAAACCGGAUAAUUCGGGAUUUCUACAACCCCUUCACUCCCGUCAACACCAAGUACGAGUUUGGCUCUGCUAUCUUCAUUGCCUGGGCUGGAUCCUUCCUGGUCAUCCUGGGCGGUGCCAUGCUGGCCUGCUCCUGCCCCCGAAGGACCGGAGGAGCGCGCAAGUACCCCAGAGCCAAGUCCGGGCCCCCCAGCACCACCAAGGAGUACGUGUGAGUGCUCUCUAGGGGUGCAGCACUGGUACAGCGGGAGGAAGUGCCCAGCAGGGGGUGCUAUCGCAAACCGCAACACCAUUAUUUUGUAGCUC